AUGGUUAUUUUUAAUGGAUGGAGAUGCCCACAGAAAGAUUGGAUAAAAUUAUUAGACUGCAUGCACUCUAUGCACCUAUCUACCUGGAAACAAGCUGAAAUUUACGAUGCUAUUACAAACUCGACCUUCCAGAUUCACCAGAAUAAUGAUCUAAUUUUUGAGGUUGCGGAGAAGUGGUGUGCCAGGACCAAUACAUUCUUGUUCCCGUGGGGAGAAACUACAAUCAGCUUGGAGGACAUGAUGUUUCUGUGGUCUUUUUCUGUUUUAGGCGACUUAGUUUCAAGUACUGAUGGAUACGACAAAAUGGAUGUGACUACAAAAGAACUACUUAAGGCACCAUUCGAUCAUUCCCAGAAUAGAGCAAGGAAAUCCACCCCGUUUCCCUGGAUGGUAAAAUUCAUGGACUGUGGAAGUAAAUUUGAGCAUGAAGCGCUUCUUGCACACUGGCUGUCGGCGAAAAUAUUCUCUCCAUUGCAGUUCAUUUAG
This is a messenger RNA of Fraxinus pennsylvanica, 486 nucleotides long. Lineage: Eukaryota; Viridiplantae; Streptophyta; Magnoliopsida; Lamiales; Oleaceae. The record is from the annotation of a GenBank genome assembly.